AUGGUAUCCAAGGCAUCUGUAUCAUUCGGUGGCAACAACCUCGGGCUUCAGAUUGGGAAUAACCACGGCUCGAUUCAUGCAGAAUUUCAUCCUCCUGAGCGACCGGAAACUCCGCCCAGCCCCUUAUCAACUGUCCCAUUCCCGCGUGAUCCAGAUUUUGUCCGUCGCAACACACUGGUUGAUCAAAUUCAUCACAAACGCACGGUCCCGGGGUCUAGAACAGCGCUGGUCGGCCUCGGCGGAGUCGGGAAAUCACAACUUGCUAUCGAAUACUCCUAUAUAGUGCGAUCCGAAUCGCCAGCGACAUGGGUUUUCUGGCUCCACGGGAGCAACGAGGCCCGCUUCGAGCAAAGUUUUCGGGAUAUCGCUGACGAACUUAAACUUGCCGGGCGUCGGGACCCCGGGGUCAACAUAUUUCAACAAGUGGAGAAUUUUCUCCGAGAUGAGAAGAAAGGGAGGUGGAUCUGUGUCAUUGAUAACGUCGAAGACGAAUUCCUUUGCUCAAUUCCGCCAGCUAGAAAAGACGACCCGACGAAAGGGCCGACAAAUACCCCUACUAAACCACUACUAGAAUACGUUCCUCGGAGACCAAAUGGAUUCACUAUUUUAACAAGUCGAAGUCGAGAAAUCGCGUUGAAAAUGGUCAAUGUCAAGGACCUCAUUGAUGUCAAGCCGAUGGAAAGAUCUGAGGCGCUGGACCUCUUCCAAAAGAAAACGGAUCGGCCAGAAGAUAGCCUCGAGAGCCAGCAAUUGGUAGAGAUGUUGGAAUUCAUGCCGCUAGCGAUCGUACAGGCUGCUAGCUAUAUUCGAAAUAGGGCGCCUCGCUGUUCGGUAGCACAAUACCUGAGAAAAUUCCAAGAGAAUGACCGUGAAGCAAUUAAGCUUCUGAAAAAGGAGGCAAGUCACCUCUCCCGAGACUGGGAGGCAAGUAAUUCGAUUCUGGUGACGUGGCAACUAUCAUUCGAUUAUAUACACCAAACCAAACCAUCUGCAGCGGGAUUGCUUUCUCUCAUGAGCUUUUAUGAUCGGCAAGGGAUACCGGAAUACCUCAUCCGGCAUCAACCUGAUCCUAAUGACAUAUCACUUUCAGAGCUUCAGAACGACUCUAGCGAUUGGGAGACAUCUGAAUCUGAUAUCGGCCCCGACUUUGAAGAUGAUAUCGCGACACUAAGGGAUUUUUCAUUUAUAUCUAUUAGUGAGAGCAGCACUUUCUUUAUGAUGCAUCGGCUGGUGCAACUGGCUAUGCGCGCAUGGUUGAAAUCUCAUGGACAAAUAAACCAGUUGCGAGAGAUAUUUAUUAAAACCCUGUUCGACGAGUUUCCCACCGGUGAAUACGAAAAUUGGAAGAAGUGCAGGUCAAUCUUCCCCCAUGUCAAAUCCGCAAUGUCACAACGACCAGCAUCACCCACGUGUCUGCAACAGUGGGCUACGUUGCUCUAUAGAGGAGCAUGGUAUGCGUCUGAAAGCGGUAUCAUCGCGGAUGUAAAAGAAAUGGCAGAGAAAUCAAGACGUCAAAGGAUGAUACUAUUUGGUGAUGACCAUGAAGAUGUUGUCGAUAGCACAGCCAUGUUGGCAACAGCAUACUGGCGUGAGGGCCGAUGGGAGGAGGCCGAGAAGCUUCAGGUACAGGUUAUAGAAAUUCGCAAGACUAAGCUCGGCGAGGAUCAUCCUGAUACACUGACGAGUAUCGCCAACCUCGCAUCGACGUACCGAGACCAGGGCCGGUGGGAGGAGGCCGAGCAGCUCGAAGUACAGGUGAUGGAGAUGAGCAAGAUGAAGCUCGGCGAGGAUCAUCCAGACACGCUUUCGAGUAUAGGCGAUCUAGCAUUGACGUACAGCGACAAAGGCCGUUGGGAAGAGGCCGAACAACUCCAGCUGCAGGUGAUGGAGAAGAGCAGGAUGAAGCUUGGGGAGCAUCAUCCCGCUACGCUGACGAGUAUGGCCAACCUCGCGUUGACAUUGUGGAAUCAGGGCCGAUGGGAGGAGGCCGAGAAGCUCGAAGUGCAGGUCAUGGAGACUCGUAAGAAGCAGCUUGGCGAGGACCAUCCCGAUACACUGAUUAGUAUGGCCAACCUAGCAUCGACAUUUUCGGACCAAGGCCGGUGGGAAGAGGCCGAGGAGCUCGAGGUGCAGGUGAUGAAACUGAGCAAGAUGAAGCUUGGUGAGGAUCAUCCCGACACGCUUUUGAGUAUGGCCAAUCUAGCAUCAACAUACCGGGACCAGGGUCGGUGGAAAGAGGCCGAGCAGCUCGAAGUACAGGUGAUGGAGACUCGUAAGGCAAAGCUUGGCGAGGAUCAUCCCGUUACACUGACAAGUAUGGCCAACCUCGCGUUGACAUUGUGCAAUGAGGGCCGAUGGGAGGAGGCCGAGAAGCUCGAAGUGCAGGUCAUGGAGAAGAGCAGGAUGAAGCUUGGUGAGGACCAUCCCGAUACGCUUAUGAGGAUAGGCAACCUAGCAGCCACGUACGCGGAUCAGGGCCGGUGGAAAGAGGCCGAACAACUUCAGCUACAGGUGAUGGAGACUUGUAAGAAGAAGCUUGGCGAGGAUCAUCCCGAUACGCUUUUGAGUAUGGCCAACCUAGCAUCGACGUACGGGGAUCAGGGCCGGUGGAAAGAGGCCGAACAACUUCAGCUACAGGUGAUGGAGACUUGUAAGAAGAAGCUUGGCGAGGAUCAUCCCGAUACGCUUUUGAGUAUGGCCAACCUAGCAUCGACGUACGGGGAUCAGGGCCGAUGGAAAGAGGCCGGGCAGCUUGAAGUACAGGUGAUGGAGAAGAGCAAGAUGAAGCUCGGCGAGGAUCAUCCCGACACGCUGGCGAGUAUGGCAAAUCUCGCUUUCACCUGGAAAUCCUCAGGUCACGAUUCCGAAGCUAUCAAUUUGCUGCGGAAUUGCUUAGCAAAGCGGAAACAGAUACUAGGGCCUAAUCAUCCCAAGACGGUAUCUAAUUCUGAGUCCUUGCUGGAAUGGGAAACGGAGGCGCUGAAUGUCAAUGCCUAUGUGAGGUAG
This is a messenger RNA of Penicillium cataractarum, 3006 nucleotides long. RefSeq names its product tetratricopeptide repeat protein. The transcript is spliced from 3 exons. The coding region runs from base 1 to 3006 and encodes 1001 amino acids. Gene Ontology annotation, molecular function: protein binding. NCBI's taxonomy places the organism in Eukaryota, Fungi, Ascomycota, Eurotiomycetes, Eurotiales, Aspergillaceae. The record is from RefSeq and is a predicted model, not a curated record. Gene Ontology annotation, cellular component: kinesin complex.